CUCACCUGCAGACCAGAGAGCCGCGGAAAACUCGCGGAGGAGCUGCGGCGCACUCGCACAGUGCAAGGAGGGACGAAAGCAGCAGUCUGAGCAAGUACAGAGGAAAACCCAACAAUCGCCGGAGAAGAAUCACGAAGCCACCCUCUUUCUGUUUCCUUGGCCGGGCAGCAUUGACUCGCUUUUCUCACCACAAUGAGAACUGACUUCGCAGUGGUCCUGACAGCAGCGCUUCUUCUUGACACGUUCUGGAGGAAUAAUGGGGAGCGUGCCUCCAAAGGUCCCUGCCGACCUGGCUUCUCGCAAAGCUUUUACUCUGUGCAGAUUUCAAGGAAUGUACUGCAAGGCCAGAGCAUACUUAAAGGGACUACUUUAUCAUCACAAAAAGUGAAGUUUGAUGACUGCAUGGGGAAUGAAGCUGUGGUUUUCCAAAGCAAUGACCCCGUCUUCAGUGUGCGGACAGAUGGAUCCAUCUUUGCUCAGGGAGAGGGAGCCAGCUUGGAUGAACUAGUCCAGUUCAAACUGACAGCGAGUGCUCCACAUACACAUGUCUGGGAAACUGUGGUUCAACUGGCACUGACUGACCUAGUAUCACCUGAGCGAAAUGAAAACGAGGUCACAGAAGAAGAAUGGAAAGUCACUAAGCAGAAGGAGAAGAGAGAGUCGUUCCAAGAGCCACCUUCUGUCAUCAUGUUCUCAGGGUCGGGCCUCAACGCUACCAAGGGUUUGAGGAGGCAGAAGAGGGACUGGGUGAUCCCACCGAUUAAUGUGGCGGAAAAUUCUCGAGGGCCGUUCCCACAGAUGCUCGUCAGUAUUCGUUCCGACCAGGACCAAGACAUCUCAAUUCGAUACAGCAUCACUGGUAUGGGAGCAGAUCAACCACCCAACGAGGUAUUCAGUAUUGACCCAGUUGUUGGAAAGAUGUUUGUCACCAAACCUCUGGAUCGUGAACAUCGAUCUUCUUACCAUCUGCGAGCCCAUGCUGUGGACAUGAAUGGAAACCAGGUUGAGAACCCCAUCGAUCUGUAUAUCUUCGUCAUCGAUAUGAAUGACAACAGACCAGAGUUCAAAAACCAGGUCUACAAUGGUUCUGUGGAUGAGGGUUCCAAACCAGGAACUUAUGUGAUGCAUCUGUCAGCAUUUGAUGCUGACGACAACACAACUGCUAAUGGAAUGGUGCGCUAUCGAAUCCUGUCCCAAAGCCCGCACAGCCCCAUUCCUAACAUGUUCACCAUCAACAGUGAGACUGGCGAUAUUGUGACAGUGGCACCUGGACUCGAUCGAGAGAAAGUGUCCCAGUAUACCAUCAUUGUGCAAGCCACAGACAUGGAGGGUAACCUGAACUUUGGCCUAUCCAACACAGCCACUGCCAUCAUCACCGUGACGGACAUCAAUGACAACCCUCCCACGAUGACCUCCAGAACUUUUUCCGGGGAGGUUCCAGAGAAUCGAGUGGAUACUGUGGUGGCUAAUCUGACCGUUUUAGAUGCAGACCAGCCGCACUCACCUAAUUGGAACGCCAUCUACAGGAUCAUCAGUGGAGACCCAGCUGGACAUUUCAUUAUCCGCACUGAUCCUGUCACCAAUGAUGGGAUGGUCACUGUGGUCAAACCUGUAGACUUUGAGAUGAACCGUGCCUUCAUGCUGACGGUGGUGGUGUCUAACCAGGCCCACCUAGCCAGUGGCAUCCAAUCCUCGCUUCAGUCCACCGCUGGAGUCACUAUAUCUGUCCAGGACGUCAAUGAACCUCCUUAUUUUCCCACAAAUCCAAAACACAUCCGGUUUGAGGAGGGUGUUCCUGCUGGUACCAGCCUGACGACUUUCUCAGCCUCCGAUCCUGACCGACUGCAGAUGCAACAGAUAAUCAGGUAUUCAAAGCUGAACGACCCUGCAGACUGGCUGUCCAUUAACAGAACCAAUGGUCAGAUAGUAGCAACGUCAAUACUCGACCGGGAAUCUAUCUAUGUGAAAAACAAUAUAUAUGAAGCUACAUUUCUGGCAACAGACAAUGGCUCUCCUGCAGCCAGUGGCACAGGCACACUGCAGAUCUAUCUGAUAGAUAUUAAUGACAACCCCCCAGUGCUGGUGCCCAGAAACUCUCAGAUCUGUGAAAGGAUGAACAAGAACGUCAAUGGUGUCAACAUUACAGCUGCCGAUGCCGACACGGAUCCCAACGCCGGACCUUUUGUAUUCGAAUUGCCCAACUUCCCAACCAGCAUACGACGCAACUGGACAAUUUCACGGUUAAGUGGUGAUUACGCGCGCCUGGCUCUGCGGUACCAGGUAUAUUUAGAGCCAGGAAUGUACGAGGUCCCCAUAAUUGUGUCAGACUCGGGCAACCCUCCGUUGUCCAACAGGUCAGUCAUCAAAGUGAAGGUGUGUCCGUGUGAUGACAAUGGAGACUGCACCACUCUUGGGGCUGUAGCAGCCGCAGGUCUGGGAACUGGAGCCAUCGUCUCCAUCCUCAUCUGCAUCAUCAUACUGCUCAGUCUGGUGCUGUUGUUUGUGGUGUGGAUCAAGCGCAAAGAGAAGGAAAGGCAGACAAAGCAACUGCUUAUUGACCCUGAGGACGAUGUCAGAGACAACAUCCUGAAAUAUGAUGAGGAGGGAGGCGGAGAAGAGGAUCAAGACUACGACCUGAGCCAACUGCAGCAGCCCGACUCCUUAGAGCACAUCAUGACCAAGCCACCUGGAAUACGCAGGGUGGAUGAACGCCCCAUCAUCCCAGAGUCCCAAUAUCCCAUCAGACCUGUUGUGCCCCACCCUGGAGAUAUUGGUGACUUCAUCCACGAGGGUCUGCGAGCAGCAGACAACGACCCAACGGCCCCUCCGUAUGACUCCCUGCUAGUGUUUGAUUACGAGGGCAGUGGCUCCACUGCCGGAUCUGUCAGCUCCCUUAACUCCUCCAGCACAGGAGAACAGGACUAUGACUACCUCAACGAGUGGGGCCCUCGCUUCAAGAAGUUGGCCGACAUGUACGGAGGAGGCGAUGAUUAAAUCUGCUCUGCCACAGAUGCACACAACCUCUUCUUGUCAACUGGCCUGCCAUGCUCUGUCCCCGUGACACAACGGAGCUGUUACACCCUUCUUGAAUACACUUUAAUAAUGACAUCUCCACACUGACCAACCAACCAAUCAAAUUACCCACUGCAGAGGACCAGUACCAUGGGCCAGUUUCAGGUGCCCUGUCAAGCGUACAUACAGUAUGAAGCACUGAUCCCCAGGCUUCUCAUCGUUUGUAUUCUCAAACUACUGUGCUUUGGUUUCUCUUCAGUUCUCAUUUUUCUUUAGUCAAAUUUUGUUUCCACUUAGGUUUGCUUUACUUUUUUUUUCUUUUUUUUAUGUCCUCACUCUUAUUUGUUUCAAAAUAUUCCCUGUUCCUGACUGUUGUCGCUUUUGCCUCUCUCUCAGCCCCCAUCUGCCUCUUCAAAGAAGCUUUAGGUUGAGCUGCUUACUUUGCCUGCGGCAAACAAAAAGAAGGAAAAAAGAACUUAGACAUGAAAUUCUUCCCUACAUGAAGGGCCCUGGUUUAUUCUUGAACUUGAAUUUCUUGGAUCAGAAGCACUGUUGUAAAAAAAAUAAGUAAAUAAAAUAAAAAAAACAUUUAAAAAAAGUGCCUUCAGUGGUGCAUAUUUUAGCAGACUCCCGCUAACUCAGGAUUGGUUGCCAUUCUCGGGGCUUGCAUGCCCCCAUACGACCCCUGACCCUUUAAUUCAGACCUCCCUCAUCAUUUGUCCCAUCCAGCAGGGCUGUGGUAGCUGCGGGAGAUGUCAGGGCUGGUUUCCGAGGAGCAGUAAUUGGCUGACGUACUGUACAUAGGACUACAAUGUAUCUGUAAGUUAUGUACAAGUUGUUAGGUUUUGGAGUCAGGCAUCGCUGUGCUCCGAGAUCACAGUCAAUAUGAAUGUGAUUACUGAAAUCACAAAAUUCCUUAAUGAGACUGACAUAGACAAGAAAUGCAUUGCACAUUUUUGCUUCUUGUGGCUUCAACAGCAGCUGUGUUUGUUUUGAGUUGUGUGCAUUUGCACCUGAGAUUUGAUAAGGCUGAAUUUGAAAAUUGGCAGUCUCGUGUUACCAUCUUUCAUGUGUUAACUUUGCAUCAGUGAAUAUGAGGAAAUAUGCCACAGAAAUCUAAGUAGCAUCAAUAAUGUGAAAGAACUGUUAACAAGCCCCAUUUCACAUUCAUCUUUUCUUUAUUUAUUAUUUAUCUUUAUUUUCAUUUUUUUAUGUUUCUUAUUGACUGACUCAGUGUUGCAUCGCUACAAGCUUUUCAUUCUUGUGUCUCUACAGGAAGCCUUUCAUUCACCUUAAAUGUCUUUCUAAAAUUGUCGCCAUCAGGUUCAAGAGGUUUUGAAAACAAGUUAUAAGAAGGGAAGGUUUGUGUGAAGUUCUGCCCAUUUUCAAAAGCAGACAACCUUUAGGAACAACACUCUCUUUAACACAGACAUUUUGAAAGACAGGUUAACGGCUCAUGAGUUUUUGUGAACAUGUUUCUCCACGUGUACGUGUUGUGUGUGGGUGGAGAUUCAGUCUGUUUAUUAAACUAGCUUAAAUAUGCAAAACAUUUCAGAGAGACCUUGAGGAUGCUGGUGAAUGAUUGAAGGGUUUAAUCAUGUAUGUUUAUGAUUUACCACUGAAACGCCCUAUAAUGGUGUUGAGUUGAAAUUCCACAUUAAUUGAAUAAAUCUUCAACUGAUUAUCAAUAUGAUCAUCUGCAAAGAUGUUCAUUAAAAGAUGGAAUCAGCCACUGGUUCAAAUGGUUUUACUCCAGCUUUUCAUCCAAUUCUUCAACUGUUUACUUCUCCUUUAAGUGUCUUUCUAUGAAACGACAAUGUAUUUAUUUCUAACAAAUCGUAUGCCACAAUAAAAAAAAAAGAUUUCUGACUUUCAGAGUUAAUGAAAAGUAAAUCCAAGAGAGUGUGAUUUGACUAUAAACAAGGGAUACAACAAGCCUGUGUAAAUAACAAGGUUCACAGGGUCUUUUUGUUUGGAUUCACAGACUGAAGAGUAUGAAUUGCAUCUGGCAUUGCAGCUGUCAGCUCAUACAGCAGACCAGGAAAGGUUUACAAAGCUCACUGCUGGAUAAGUUCUUAUCUAUCUGACUGCUCCUCAGCCUGCAGUAUAUCUUCACAAAAUAAACACAGCUGUUACAUCCUGCUAUUUGGGAUUAUCUCUGACGUAUAAAUGUUGUAUAUACGGAACAUUUUUAUAAAUGUGGUGACAUCUCUCUCUGUGAACUCUUUGCCUAUUCUUUUGCUAUUGAUGUUUCAAAUGAAUACCUGGCAAGUUGUAUUCCACACAAAGCCAUGUGCAUUUACUAGAAUCUGUAUAUGAUUCUGUAUAGUCUUACAGCCAUACUUAUAUCGCUGUUUAAAUUUUGCUUCAUCUAGGCAAGAGGGUUCCACUCCAACCAACUUGUACAGUCUAGUAUACACUCACUCCUCUACAC
Cololabis saira (Pacific saury) is the source of this 5446-nucleotide messenger RNA. RefSeq names its product cadherin-4-like. The transcript is spliced from 17 exons. The record is from RefSeq and is a predicted model, not a curated record. Gene Ontology annotation, biological process: multicellular organism development; cell morphogenesis; adherens junction organization. Gene Ontology annotation, molecular function: cadherin binding; calcium ion binding. Lineage: Eukaryota; Metazoa; Chordata; Actinopteri; Beloniformes; Belonidae. Gene Ontology annotation, cellular component: adherens junction; catenin complex; plasma membrane. Bases 193 to 2994 code for a protein of 933 amino acids.